Colletotrichum graminicola M1.001 is the source of this 4329-nucleotide messenger RNA. Its product is annotated as NACHT and TPR domain-containing protein. Gene Ontology annotation, molecular function: protein binding. The record is from RefSeq and is a predicted model, not a curated record. The transcript has a single exon. Bases 1 to 4329 code for a protein of 1442 amino acids. NCBI's taxonomy places the organism in Eukaryota, Fungi, Ascomycota, Sordariomycetes, Glomerellales, Glomerellaceae.
AUGGACAACGAGAAGGCGCAACUGUUGCGCUCAGAUAGCAUACAGCGCCAGUUUGCUGCCAUUCUCGCCGACGCCCAGAAGCAGUAUGCUAGCUCUACUGGCCUUGACCUCAAAGACUACAUGAACCCGCCCAUGAGGUCGACCGAGGACCUCUUGAAUGUCAUCAACUCUCAGAAUGAACAGUUUCUUAGUUUCCGAGAGAAACGCCAGACCCUUUUCCAGGUCCUCUCUACCGCCUGCAAGCCGCUCGAGGUCGUCGGCGAGGCCUUGGCAGGGGCGUCGGAAGAUAUCUUCCCCCCUGGCCAGACCAUCUUCGCCGCCGUCGUGUAUUUGAUCAACGCCGCCAGGGAUGUCUCGGCCUGCUACGACUCCAUCAUCGAACUCUUCGACCAGAUGCAAGACUUCACAGUUCGGCUAAAAUUUUAUGUCUCCCAAAAAAUGUCCAACGAACUCCAUGACAAGAUUGUCAAGAUUCUAGUCACCAUAUUCGAGAUCUUUGUCCUGGCAACACACGAGGUCCGGAGGGGGCGUCUCAAGUCAUACUUUAAGCGUCUAUUCGGGGCCGAGAGCAAAGUGCCUGACGCCAUGAAGAAGCUGGCUUCUCUGACCGAGGGCGAAGAGCGGCUCGUCAUUGCCGAGACCAGCGCUGGCGUGAAGCGCUCCCUCUCAAAUCAAGAAAGACUACUCGAGAUGAUGUCAAGAGUAGAUGUCAACGUUCAGACCUUGCGCACAGAAACUCGAGUACCCCAAACAAGGGAACAAGCCCUCUCGACUAACCGAGAUAAACUCAAGGGUGUUUUACAGCCCUCUGUCUACCCACAAGACACCUAUCUUGCACUCAACAGGACAAGGACACGAGGGACCUGCGACUGGAUUCUUGAGGACCCCUCCCUGAAAGACUGGCUAGCUGGUAGCAUCCGGUUCCUCUGGAUAUCUGGAAAUCCUGGAACAGGAAAGUCCUAUCUGACCUCUCGUCUCGUUUCGUGGGGUCAAGACUUGCUCAACAAGCAGGAAACCAACAGCAUGAUGGGGUACUUUUUCUUCCGCCAAAACAACCCGCAAUCCCGCUCCAUGACGCAAGCGCUUAGAGAUAUCGCCUAUCAGAUCAGCGAGCAAGAUGUCUUCUAUGGCAAGCAACUCGUACGCGAGGUCUCCACAAGUGACGACAUCAAGACUAUUCCCAGCGCGUUUAGAAAGUUGCUUGUUGAGCCCUGCGUGCCCGAUAAAUGGAAGAGGCACAUCUACGUGUUGAUGGAUGGCUUAGACGAGGUCGACCCACGGGAACUGAGGGAGUUUCUGUCGUUGCUGGACGACCUCAAUCAACAGCCCGAGCACGGAACACGAGUACAACUUGCCCUGAUUGGGCGGUCGACCCUCUCGGACGAUAUCAUGGAUUCCCUCGGUAAUGAUUCGACAGGCGGCCAGCAAUUUCGUACUUUGCAUGUAACACCCGAUCGCAACGGCUCAGAUAUUGUGUCUUACAUUAUCGAGGGUGUAAACUCCGCACGAGUCUUGAGAGGCUCCACGGAAGACUUUAAGAGAAGCGUCAUCGAGAUUAUGACGAAACAAGUGGACGGUCUCUUCAUCUUGGCCAAGUUCAUGCUCGCCGAACUCAACAGGAUACGGCAUCCAAGGAGAAUCAUCGAGAGCUUGAAAUCCCACCCCACAGAGAUUGAUGGCAUGCUGAAGAAGGCCGUGCUGGGUUUCAGUUCAUCCAUCACUCAAGAAGAGGCCGAAGAUUUGAACGAGAUUCUGCGUUGGGUCUCGGUAGCGGAAAUGGGUCUCACACUUGAGCAAAUCGAGUCUAUCUUGACGCUCAAGAUGGGAGAUGCCCCUUUUCGGCUCGAGGAGUCUCUAAGGGGGCAGUUCUCCUGCUUCUUCACCCUCGAGCGUGAAGACGGACUGUCGACGGCCGAUCUUGCUGACCGACACGAACUUCACCGCCGGCUAAUAUCCCUCGAACUGGACCCGAAAAAAAGGACCAGUCCCGACUUCUUGGACAUGGAGAGAGAUAUCGAAUACUUCUCGAAUAAGCGCACGACCUAUGUUAACUUCUUCCACGCCUCGGUCAAGGAGUUCUUCCGAGAAGAUGUGUCGACAAACCUGAGGGCAGAUGCGGAACAUCCUUCUAUCGGGUUCAAGCUUGCCGACGCAAGGUUACACGUCCUCAAAACCUGUUUGCGAAUCUUUACCGACCCGAAAUACUUCACUCUUGGCGAGGAGGGCCUGUCAUUACAGCGUUACGCCGCUUGGUAUUGGCAGGAGCAUCUGGAGGAUGUUGACACCACUUCUGUUUCCGCAGCCGAGAAGGCCGACAUCGGCAGUCGCCUCUACACCAUGCUGACCGACCCCACGAUCCUCUUGACGUGGACAAACCUGUUUGAGGAGAGUUUGGAUAUAUGGACCGAUCAUAACAUCCAAGUCGUCUCUCGGUGGCUUCAAGACCCGGAUGUUACGAGCGCUUUGUCUUCGGAGCAAAAGGUCUGGGUCACGGCAGCAUCAUCAAGCCCAGCCAGCCUGCUUGAGCCUAUGGGAAGAACCUUCUCCAAGGCAUGGCUUGUAGAAGGGUUUGGAAUGUAUAUGCCGACACUGUUUUGUUUUGGUGUUGUGCAAUCUCUGCCUCUCAUGGAGGACGGCGCAAAGUGGUCCGAUUCUGAAUAUCACUGGCAGGAAGUGCCCCUGGAGACCAGAAUACAACAGGCAGCUGAGUGGGCGAAUCAUCCCAAAACCGGACACUGGUAUCGGAGAGUUGGCAGUACUCUGCUGAACUUGGGAAAACAUAUGAAGGCGCUGGAGUACUUCGAAAAGGCCCUCGCCGAGGACUCUAAUAUUGUAGAGAGCUGCGGUCGGAUGGGCUUGUGUCACUUUCUGAAUGGCAACUACGAGAAGGCCCUUAAGCUUCAUCUGAUGUGCGAGGUUGUCGAGCAGGAUCGUAUGGCAAAGGGCCACUACAAGACGGACCGGAAGCUCAAGGGCGCGAAAUGGCGACUCUACAAGAACCAAGCUCAAAUUGCUGAGUGUUACAAUCGCAUGAAGAGGGUCGAGAGCUCUUUGACGUACUGUCGUAAAGCGAUGCGAAACGCCUACGAAGCCCCCGACUUUGAGCCAGAAGUGGCUUAUAUGAGGGUUCUGACUGAGAACAACCGAGUGACGGAGAUGAUGAGUCUGUUUGAGGAGCUGGACGGUCGAUACACCGAAAUGGGUAACUCCCGAUUCGUGCUGUUUCUGUUGACUCAAAUCCCAGACCAAUCCAUCAAGGAGUGGUUCCCCCAAGCAGCCGCUCGAACGGGCAAGACAGGUGUCCUCGCAGACCGUUACGUGAACGGCAUUGAAUCCGCACACGACGCCCAAGACUCCUGGAAAGAGUUCUACCUGCGAAACGCUUUGGGAAAUGUCUACAUGGCGGCGCAAGAAUAUGACAACGCAAUUUCCAUUCAGGAAAGCAUCUGCUUCGUCGAGUACAAGGCAAGAGGCAGCUUGGCCGUGCGAGUUGAAUACAUUGCCUCCUUCAAACAGCUCGCCAGAGCGUACGCCCUCAAAGCGCUCGAGGUGGACCAGGUGCUGCGAUCCGAAACUGUAGAGCCUUGGGUCAGGAAGCUUGAACAGCUCAUGGAGCAGCAACGCAAGUAUCAGAACAGCAACGUGCCAUUGCACAUGGCUGGCUUCGACUCUAAUGAGGCUGCGGUCUUCCUGAUCCUUCUCUACCGUUUACGGAACAGGGAAGCCGAAUCACGUCAGCUUCUAAGUGGCAUUGUAUCCGACUGCCUCAAGCUCCUUGAAGACGAUGAGCCGCAGAACGACGAGAUCAGCAUCCGCCACCUCCAGCGUACGCUCAUCGCCGCCGGCGACAGGGUGAAUGCUCAAGCUCUGUGGCAAUCAACACGGAUGCCACCUCUACACGCCAAUCUCUCUGGUCACUUAACCACCGAGAGAAGGUCCAGCUCGCCGCGCAUCGGAGGAUUGUCUCCCAGGAGACGCGGCAAGCAAAUCAGCCUGACCAAAGUCUUCUCAGAAGGUGAUCCCCUUUCAUGCAACCACUGUCUGGGGAGGUUCGACCCAUCCGACAAGUUCGUUGUGUGCUGGUAUUGCAUCGACUUGAAGUUUUGUCUGCCCUGCCUCUCAGCCGUCAGGAGCCAGAACUUCACGCCGGGGCAUACAUCCGCCUGUAAACCCAGCCAUGACUGGCUUAUCGUACCACCUUUGUUGAAAGAUCUACAACCGGGAGAGAUCCUAGUUGAUGGACAGAUCCAAAUACUGUCUGAAUGGAAAUCGGCAUUGCGGCAGAAGUGGGUGCAAUCAAAGUCUGUUACAGGUCUUGGGAUUAUUUGA